Micropterus dolomieu (smallmouth bass) is the source of this 2077-nucleotide messenger RNA. Its product is annotated as kazrin-A-like. The transcript has 5 exons. Lineage: Eukaryota; Metazoa; Chordata; Actinopteri; Centrarchiformes; Centrarchidae. Bases 199 to 678 code for a protein of 159 amino acids. The record is from RefSeq and is a predicted model, not a curated record.
UCAUUUAGUGGAUGGGCGAGUGCUGAACUCCCUGAGCCGCAGAGACCUGGAGAGAUUCCUCAACAUCAGCGACCAGUACCACCAGACAAGUCUACUCCUGGCAAUCCAGCUCUUGCAGAUGCUCAGUUUUGAUAAAGAGGCCCUGCAGGCACGGCGGGCAAAGUGUGAGCAACAAGACUGGGAUCCCAUUGUUUGGACAUGUCACAGAGUAAUGAAGUGGAUCAGAGACAUAGACCUCAAGGUGGGUGGGAGGAGUAUGCAGACAAUCUUCAGGGUAAAGGAAUUCAUGGAGCUAUGAUGGCUCUGGACCCAUCCUUUGACACAGAUGCCAUGGCCAAAGCCCUGGGGAUACCCAGCAACAAACACAUGCUGCAUCGGCACCUGUAUGAAGAGAUGAAAUCUCUCGCUGUCCCUCACAGCAGUGCAGAGCAGGGCAAUGAGGUUAUCGGUUCCUCUUCACCUGUGGCUGUUAACCGCUUUGCUGAGGAGAGGGUGUCUAUGAGAAGAUCAGCCAAGAGUCCGCUGAGGUUACGUGCGAACAGCCACUCUGUGGAGCGAUCUCUGGGUUUCCACGGCAGCUGUGGCUCUCUACCGAGAGAGGCCAGAGUUCAGGCUGUUCCCAGGGCCAAAGGCAGCCCGAUGCACACCUACAAGAGUGUUGAAAUCACCAACGUCUGAACAAGCCUCAGCCAUCAACAUCACUCACGUUGUUACAAUUGUUUACAUUGUUUUUGUAUUAUAGUUGUUCACUAUUGACAGUGACCUACACUCAGCAUUGCUGACCUUUUAAGAUGAGAUUGUCUUAAAGGGUUGUAACACUUCAAUGAAUAAUUCAAACAUAUUAUUAUUUUGGGCAAUAUAAUAAUAACAUAUAUUCUGAACAGAGACCUGAUGGAGCUGGUCAUUUUUUUCCAACUAAAUUUCCAAAUGAGUUUUAUAUCAUGAGUUUAGAGAAGGCUUAAGAGUAGCCUACAAAAAUAACUGAACACAAUGUUCUCCUUUGAUGCCUUAUAUGAAAUAGGUCUCACACUACUGUUGUUUACUGCUCCUCUCUUUUCAACUAUUUCUAACGUGUCAGUUAACUUUUUUCAUUGUUGCACAUGUAAGUAAAUUAAUAAUUGUGCUUGUGGAAAAAAGUCAAUAUAAUGUGUUUUCACUGUAGAGAUACAUAUUCACUGUUAAGGACCUGAACUGUGACAUGUCAGCAGCUCUACAUACCUGAGUUAGACAUUGUUUGUGUUGGUCCUCAAGCUACUCUGGUCCUCUAUUGGUCCAUGCAAGUUCCCCAUCACAAUUAAUAUCAUUACUAGAAAAGAUAGUAGAUCUUAGAUUAAAACAACAUUAAAAGAUGUGAAAUCUGGACAUGUGGGGGAGCUAAUGUCACCACAAUGGCCAAGAGGUGCAACCGUUAUGACUGCACACAAGACAAUCUUUAACAUGGGUUCUGUACUUUUGAAAACUGGUAAAAUCCAUAUACUCAUUAAUGUUAAAUAAUAGAAUAAUUUAAUUAGUGAAAUUUUGUUUUGUUGUUUUGAUUUACAUUUGACUGCAAAUGUUGAAAACAUUCAUUAUAUGUGGGUGAUAUGUAUAUUAAACAUACAGUUGAAUGUUGGGUUUUGAAAGUGAUAAUGUGUCAAAUUAAAGAAAAUUGCCUCCACAUACAUUAUACUGUAUAAGCACUGAAAAAAUAAUGUUACUUGAUUAUGAACUCAAUGGAGAGAAUGUAAUGGUAUAUUUUGUACAGUUUAAUCAUGUUUUAUAACAUACAUUUCUAUAAAGGUUUCUGUUCCUGAGCAUGAAAACACACAUAUGAAAUGUCACCACACUGUGUUCAGUUAAAAGCCUAAGGUUAUUCCAAAUAAUAGAAAACAGGUUUGUCUGCCACUUUCUGGGCGUCACCAAAGGCAAAGUUGUUUAAGCGGGAAGAUUAGAUCAGUUCAAACCUGUCAGAUGGGAAAGACUUGAAUGGUGUUUGUGUUAAUAUGACAUUUACUCUCUCUCUCUUUAUCCAGCUGUCAGAGUUUUUCAUGUACGCCAACAUUAAAGAUGAAAAUGCUGUCAACUGCUAUAUACACAG